AUGGCCGCCGCGCGCCCGGACCUGAUUCCGAGCUCACCGACCCGGGAGUCGCCAUCCCCGGAGCCGUCGGACCUGGUCCUGGUGCCUGAUGGUGGCUACUCUGCCACUCCCCCAAGUGACCUCAUCGAGAUCCAGGUGGUAAAAGUUACAGAUACUACAUCGGUACCUGAGCCCCCAGAGCCGGGAUCUUUCCACUGUGCCCUGUGUCCCGCGGCCUUCCACCUGGUCUCAGAGCUGCUGUUUCACGAACAUGGCCACCUGGCAGCCGUGGAGGGGCUUGGGCAGGGAGGGGACCCAAGCCGUUGUCACGUGUGUGGCCACAGCUGUCCGGGUCCUGCUAGCUUGCGUGCCCACUACAGCUUGCACACGGGAGAGCGGCCUUACCGCUGCCCACUGUGCCCACGGGCGUUUAAGGCCUUGGCACCCCUGCUCCGGCACCAGCACCGACACGGGGUGGAGCCGGGCAACUCUCAGAGGCUUCCACCCACAGCAUCAACUGGACAGCCAAACCCAAGGGUGGCCCAGGAGAGGUCGGAGGUGGUGACGGCCGCGGCAGCUGCGGGGGCCGCGGUAGGCAAGCCUUUCGCCUGCAGGUUCUGUACCAAGCCCUUCCGGCGCUCCUCGGACAUGCGAGACCACGAGCGUGUGCACACGGGGGAGCGGCCCUACCACUGCGGCAUCUGCGGCAAGGGCUUCACACAGUCGUCUGUGCUGAGCGGUCACGCCCGUAUCCACACUGGCGAGCGCCCCUUCCGCUGCACGCUCUGCGACCGCACUUUCAAUAACUCCUCGAACUUUCGCAAACACCAGCGCACCCACUUCCACGGGCCAGGGCCUGGGGUGGGAGAGUCUGGAGGCCAACUGAGACCAACUUCGGUGGCCCAGGAAUCGGGGCGCAAGCGUGGGACAGAGAACACUCUCAAAGAAGGGCUUGGAGAGACUGUGAAGGUGAAUGUGGAGGUUGACCAGUAGGCUGGGGAGUAGGAAGCAUGCCAUAGGGGAUGGACUAAUAGAGGCAAAAGCCAAGGAGAAAUAAUGAGCAGCUGGGAUUGGAGAGCUGAGAAGCCAGCAGGUUCUGGUCUCCAAGAAGCCCGCACUACACUUGAGACUCAGGAAAGAGGUACCUGCAAUUCUAUAGAUGUCCAGCUACAUGUGAAAAUACAGAGACAGCUGAGCAUGGCCCAUUCCUGUAAGACCAGUAUUCUGGAUGCUGAGGCAGGAGGAUUGUGAGGUCCAGACCAACCCAGGCUGCAAAGCAAGACUUUAUCCACCACCACCUCUGGACUACCUCUGGACCAUGUAGGGGCUGCCCUAAGGUGAACUAAUAUGAA
Peromyscus leucopus (white-footed mouse) is the source of this 1331-nucleotide messenger RNA. Its product is annotated as zinc finger protein 784-like. Gene Ontology annotation, molecular function: RNA polymerase II cis-regulatory region sequence-specific DNA binding; DNA-binding transcription activator activity, RNA polymerase II-specific. The record is from RefSeq and is a predicted model, not a curated record. NCBI's taxonomy places the organism in Eukaryota, Metazoa, Chordata, Mammalia, Rodentia, Cricetidae. Gene Ontology annotation, biological process: regulation of transcription by RNA polymerase II. Gene Ontology annotation, cellular component: nucleus.